Drosophila mojavensis is the source of this 1326-nucleotide messenger RNA. RefSeq names its product TBC1 domain family member 7 (gene TBC1d7). The coding region runs from base 101 to 982 and encodes 293 amino acids. The record is from RefSeq and is a predicted model, not a curated record. NCBI's taxonomy places the organism in Eukaryota, Metazoa, Arthropoda, Insecta, Diptera, Drosophilidae. The transcript has 4 exons. Gene Ontology annotation, biological process: negative regulation of TOR signaling; activation of GTPase activity. Gene Ontology annotation, molecular function: GTPase activator activity.
AUUGAGAGUAAUUUCGUCGUAGUUGUUGCUGCUCAACUUUUGUUGUCCCAUUCCAAGUAAAGCAGCAGUAAUAAUAUCUUCCAUAACAUAUAUACUAAAGAUGACUACAGAUGAGCGCAAUUUUAGGUCUAGUUAUUAUGAGAAAGUGGGCUGCUUUAGUGUCGAAGAGAAAAAGUCACUUGAUAAACUGCUACAGGAUGAUAUUCGCAAUCCCGCAAAGCUGAAGCACUUCGUAUAUACUUUUACGGUUCCAGCACAGCAGCGGAGUCUGCUAUGGAGUCUGAUAAUGGGAAUAAUGCCACUUCAUAAAAGCAACACCAAAUAUGUUAGGGAGCAACGCAGCCAAGUGUAUGAGGAUCUACUACGCGCGGUGACUGUAAUGCGUUCCGUAGAUGUGGAUAAAUCCAGACAUUUGGUUUUAUACAAAAUGUGGCUACUGGAGAACAAUCGCCUGCUGCAUAGCAAUGUGCGAGCUGAGAGUCAGCCAGAUGACAAUCAUUUUAUUGAAAUUGCACGCACACUACUUGAAAUAUUCGACGAUGAAAUGGAAACAUACUGGAUUGCCAAGGGGUUUUACCAGUACACACGUGAACUGAAGAAGGAAUGCGGCAAACUUAAAGAAUUGACACAAGUCCUGCUUAAGCGCGAAGACAAUGCAUUAUUUUAUGGUUUAGAAAAGCUGGCACUCUUUGACGUCAAUUCAAAGCUGUUAGACGAUUGGUACACAACUUGCUUUGCCGGCGUAAUAUGUGAAACGGUCUUAGUCAAAAUAUGGGAUAAGGUGUGUGGAGGCGCCAAGAAGAUAGUCGUAUUCCUUUUUAUAGAGCUUAUGAAAGACAUAAAAUCUUUUAUAUGUGAUCUGAGAUCUCAAGAGGAACUAAAAGUGUUGGUCGAAAUGAUAAAAGAUCAGGAUGGGGUCAUUGUAAACAAAGCCAUUAAAUCUUGGCAUAGUAAUAAUAGUGAAGUUGAAUACGUUCAUUGAGUAAGACUGCAAAAUACCACGUCCUUCUUAUCGGCCACCGUCUGAAACUCAAGGGUGACAGGGCAUUGCAUCCAAUAAGACAGAAGCUCCUCCGUAUAACCAAUGAGGAAGUACAUCUUGCGUGCGCUGAUAGCCUGACGUAUUAUAGCAGCAAUGCGUAUCAUAUUGUGUUGUCGCUUAAUAAUAAUUUCCGAGCAUACAAGAGCAUGCCAUGUUCCAGUUAUAAAUUUUCGAAUGAACACAUCCUCAAUGGCUGUUUGUGAUGGACGCAAGGCAUCCUUCAAAGUAGCUAAACAAAAAUAUUUUUUACAUUAUAUACAAUUGAAUAAACGUAAAUACAUUAA